CGGCAGACCGUCUCUCCAUCUGCCAUGCCUUCUGGUUCCAUUUUUGUCUUCCCAUUUCUUGUGGGACUAGCUUGUGCUAUAUAUGAGGACCAGAUUGGCAUUCUUGAUUGGAAUCAGCGGUUCCUUGGAAAGAUCUCAUUUGUUCAAUAUGAUUUCACAUCUGGCUUAUCUAACUACUUUUUGGGAUCACGACAGAACGUCAUCGCCUCAUUAUCAAGAAAAAACGGGUCAAUUGCCUGGAGACAAGUACUUGAGAGCGCCGAGACACUUAACCACUUCGUUCUAUGCAGCAAUGUUGUUUUUUCUGUUUCCUCAAGGCAUUCUCUGUUGCGCGCCUGGGACUCUGAUCUGGGAUUUCUUCUAUGGGAGAAAGCCUUUGAGUAUCCUGGUGAAAUAACUAGCUCGGAUAUUUUAUGUGACGGAAACCGUGUGUUUCUUGUUUAUCCAACGAAGCUGCUCUCUUUUCGAGUAAACGCAGGAGAGCGCAUCUCCGAAAUCGGUCUAAAACUGUGGCCAGAUAUUCCGCAGCGUGUGCGUGUGAUGAGUGCUAAAUCCCCUUCGGAUCAUAUCGUUGUGGUCGGUGCUUCUUUCUCUCCCUCCGGCUCAACAAAUUUAAUGGUUGCUGUUCUGGCGACUCCAAGCAGUAGUUCCGGAGAUGCUGUCAUAAAAAAUGUCCAAACCCACGCUCUUAAUUCCCAUGUUGAUAUUAUUAAGUGA
This is a messenger RNA of Dicrocoelium dendriticum, 717 nucleotides long. The record is from the annotation of a GenBank genome assembly. NCBI's taxonomy places the organism in Eukaryota, Metazoa, Platyhelminthes, Trematoda, Plagiorchiida, Dicrocoeliidae.